AUGGCCCAUAGAAAAUUACAACAAGAGGUUGACAGAGUUUUCAAGAAAAUCAACGAAGGCCUUGAUGUAUUCAAUACAUAUUACGAAAGACAUGAAAGCUGUCUGAAUAACCCUUCACAGAAGGAAAAAUUGGAAGCAGAUUUAAAACGAGAAGUCAAGAAAUUACAGAGACUUAGAGAACAGAUAAAAUCUUGGCAGAGUUCACCAGAUAUCAAAAAUAAAGAUGAACUUUUGGACUAUAGGAGGUCUGUUGAAGUCGCCAUGGAGCAAUACAAGAUUGUGGAGAAAGCCUCGAAAGAGAAGGCAUAUUCAAAUAACAGCCUGAAAAAAUCAGAGAACAUGGAUCCUGAAGAACGAAAAAGAAGGGAAACAUCUGAUUAUUUGUCAUCAAUGAUCGAUGAGUUAGAAAGGCAAUACGAAGCAUCUCAAAUUGAAAUCGAUAGACUGAUACUAUUAAAUAAGAAAAAGAAAACUGCCUCAGUUAGUAACGAUGAAAAAAAAGAUCGUCUAAAAAAUUUACAAGUUAGAUAUAGAUGGCACCAACAGCAGAUGGAAUUGGCUUUAAGGCUGCUAGCAAAUGAAGAACUAGACCCAGAUGCCGUGGAUGAUAUUCAGGACGACAUUGAUUACUAUGUUAAAUCAAAUAGUGAAAAUGAUUUUAUUGAGGAUGAGACAAUAUAUGAUACACUAAAUUUACAAUCGAACGAAGCAAUUGCCCAUGAAGUUGCUCAGUAUUUUGCUUCACAACUAAAUAAUGAUGAAGAAGCUAUUGAAGAAGCUCCUGGAACAAAAGAAUCCCUUAAACAAUCAAGGAAAGAACAGAGGAAGGCUGAAAGAGAAGCAAAGAAGGCUGCUAAAGCUGCUGCUAAAUUAGCUCCAAAGAGCUCAACUGCCACUACACCAACAACAACACAAAAUGGAAGCACUGUGGCGUCAACAAUAGCAUCUCCAUCAAGCACAGCCCCAAUAAUAGAAAACCAAAAGGAGCUAUCAACUACUUCUAGCAUAUCAAGUUUAUCGCCUUCACCUAUAGCAACUUCAUUAAAUUCGUCAAAGGUAAUAUCAGCCUCUACGACAGUGCCAAAUACUGCAAGGAGUCCGAAUAGUAGUUCUAUAUCAUCAAUGAAAUCUUCUUCUGUGUCAUUACAACCAACAGAGCUAGAUGGUACAAUUCAUAUUCACCAAGGCAAAAAUGGCGCAACUACUACUAGUACUCUUAGACCUGCAACUGUUCCAAUUAGACCUGCUGGUGAAAUGAAAUGGUCGGUUGCUGCAUCUCAUGGUCUUGAAAAAGAAAAGAAAUCAUUAGGGGCUUCUUCUACAAAUAAUGCUUCUACUUCGUCAAGCACAAUAAUAAAUCAAGACAUGUCAAAGUCUCCAUCAACUACAACAGCCCCAACCUCAUCCAUAACUAGUAGAUCAUCGAGUGUAGUUAAUACACCAACUUUCUCUCACCCUUCCUUGGCAACACCAACGGUUGAAAGAGAGUCUUUAUACGUUUCUUCAAAUUCCUCUUCAACUUUAAAUUCCUCGAAUAUAAUACACCAAACAAGUUCAAACUCAAAAGGAAACAACUUUUUAAACCAAUUGAAUGCAGGAAAAUUAGAUAGUAGGACUAAGCCUAGUGAUGUUUCAUCACAUGAAGAGAGUGUUUCAAAAAAAUCUCUUCUACAAGAUGUUUCAGAGUCUUCCUCAAUUAUAGAUAAGAAUAUUCAUUUGUUGGUUGAUGAUUAUGAAUCAGAUAUAACAGACGAUGAACUUGAAAAUGAGCCGAACCUAAAUGAUUUUAAUCCUUCGGAUAUUGAAGGACUACGAAACAAAUUAAGCGUUAAAAAUAAAUUAAAUGAAACACUAUUACAGGAAUAUGAACUUCUUUUACUACCUAGCGGUAUCCAACAGUUUAUCAUGGGAACAGAACUCUAUAAAAAUAAAUUAAACAGCUUGGUAAAUGACUUGGGUGGAUAUAGAAGAUCAAGAGACUCUUGUUUUAUUCCUAGGUUACAUUCUAUCCCUUAUGGCGUUAAUCCUCCCACUCCAUUAGAUGCAUUUAGAUCUACUCAGCAAUGGGAUGUUACUUGUUGUUCUCUUCGUGACGUUAUACUUUCUCAAGCAAAUUCUAAAGAAGAUAAACUGAAAAAGAUUUUGGAGAAGUUUAGAAGUCUAGAAACUUUUACAUUAUUUUAUAAUUAUUAUUUUUCUGUAACCCCACUGGAAAAAGAAGUUUCAAUGGUAGUUUUGGCAGAAAGGGAUUGGAGAAUAACUAAUAAUGAAACAAUGUGGUUCUCAAGACAGGGAGAGGCAAAACUUUCCGAUGAACUUUAUGAAAUAGGUGAUUAUCGAAUCUUUUCAUUAGAAGAUUGGACAGUUCAUGAAAAGCUAAACUUCAAGUUAGAUUUUGGAAUUUUAAAGGAAACAAGGCGUGACGGAUCUAUUACUACUGUUACUUCAAAUUCUCAACAUGCAAAUAAGGAGGAAGAACAACUCUCACAUGGUCAACAGCUAUUACAGCAACUGAAGAGAGGCAAAUUUGCCAACGACAGAUAG
Henningerozyma blattae CBS 6284 is the source of this 2544-nucleotide messenger RNA. RefSeq names its product CCR4-NOT core subunit NOT3 (gene NOT3). The record is from RefSeq and is a predicted model, not a curated record. Gene Ontology annotation, biological process: regulation of DNA-templated transcription; nuclear-transcribed mRNA poly(A) tail shortening. The transcript has a single exon. The coding region runs from base 1 to 2544 and encodes 847 amino acids. Lineage: Eukaryota; Fungi; Ascomycota; Saccharomycetes; Saccharomycetales; Saccharomycetaceae. Gene Ontology annotation, cellular component: nucleus; CCR4-NOT core complex; P-body.